CACUGUUAAAUGAGUGACUAAUCUGACGGAUUGAGCGGUAAAGAUGAAUGUGCCCUGGGUGGAGGAGAAGCUGGGGGAGUGACUGUGACGGUGCAUGUUUCAGCAGGGUGGAGGAGACAGCGCAGUGACCCACCUCUCUCUCCGCCCAGUGAUGAGGCUGAGCGGCCGCCGAGAGAGAGAGUAAGCGGCGGAUCUCAGAGCUUACGCUCUCUUUCGUGUGAUUGAGGGGGGGCUGGGUUUUGACGGCACACGCCAUCAUGACACAUGGGCGUACAAGCCUGAAGUAAAAGGGUUUAGUGAAAAAAAAAAAGGCAGAACUUAAAGCAAAGAGGAACACUCAGGACAAGAGCGCGUUAGGUGUACCUGGUGCCGGGCCGAACACUUUGUAUUUUCCGUUAAGGGAGCUGGGGUUUUUUUUUUUUUGUUUGUUUGUUUGUUUUUUUGGUUUUUUUUACACCUCCAAAUGAAUUCAGGCGUAACAAGUGUGCGUGUAGUCUCCAGUUGGAGAGACUGAGUCUGUCAGAUUUUGUUUUGUCUUGAACUGGCCUGGGGGCCUUUAGACGGGGGGACAUGACACAGAAUGGGACCGUGGCCAGCAAUGGCAAGGCAGGGAAUGCAGAGGAACUCAAAAUUGUGAUAGUGGGUGAUGGAGGCUGUGGAAAGACAUCCCUGCUCAUGGUCUAUGCCAAGGGAGACUUCCCAGAGAAAUACGCUCCAUCAGUCUUUGAAAAAUAUGGCACCAAGGUGAAGCUCGGAAACAAAGAGGUUCAGCUGAAUCUGUACGACACAGCAGGUCAAGAAGACUAUGAUCGAUUGAGACCGCUGUCCUAUCAGGACGCACACCUGGUACUGGUCUGUUAUGACGUUACCAACCCCACCAGUUUUGAGAACGUUAUGAUCAAGUGGUAUCCAGAGGUUCACCACUUCUGCCGCGACGUUCCCAUUAUCCUGAUCGGAUGCAAGACGGACCUCAGGAAAGACAAGGAGAUGACCAGGAAGCUCAGGGCCUUGGAUCUUGCCCCGAUCACCUAUAUACAGGGGGUGGAGACCCAGAGGCAGAUGAACGCCCAGAUGUACCUCGAGUGUUCCGCCAAAUACAUGGAGAAUGUGGAGGACAUUUUUAAAGAGGCCACCAAGCUGGCGCUCGCCUCCAGGCGGAAAGCCAGACAAGCUCGGAGAAAGAAAAGGACAUGUUCUAUCCUGUGAC
This is a messenger RNA of Chanos chanos (milkfish), 1207 nucleotides long. RefSeq names its product ras homolog family member F (gene rhof). The transcript has 5 exons. The record is from RefSeq and is a predicted model, not a curated record. NCBI's taxonomy places the organism in Eukaryota, Metazoa, Chordata, Actinopteri, Gonorynchiformes, Chanidae. Gene Ontology annotation, biological process: small GTPase-mediated signal transduction. The coding region runs from base 571 to 1206 and encodes 211 amino acids. Gene Ontology annotation, molecular function: GTP binding; GTPase activity.